Molecule: messenger RNA, 1300 nt
Organism: Aspergillus candidus
Lineage: Eukaryota; Fungi; Ascomycota; Eurotiomycetes; Eurotiales; Aspergillaceae
Product: alpha/beta hydrolase
Exons: 4
Coding region: 62-1300 (412 amino acids)
Source: RefSeq, a predicted model, not a curated record
GCUGGCCAGGUCACAAGCCCGCCGAAUAGUCAACCCAUUGGCCUUGCCAUCCAGAAAAUCCAUGUCGCACUUUCGAGUUGUCGAGCAUAUCACACGCGGUCAACACGUCCGAGAGCAACCGGGUGCCGUCAUAACCGGACGCGAAAACGAGCUGAGACUUGCUGUGAAGCAGUAUAUUCCCCUCAACAACCCCUGCCCGAAAGAGGGCGAUGUCACUAUCAUCGGGGCUCAUGCAAAUGGCUUUCCAAAGGAACUUUACGAGCCGUUGUGGGACGACAUCCAUGACAGGUUACUGAGCCAAAACAGACGCAUUCGUUCGAUUUGGAUUGCGGACGUCGCCCAGCAGGGGCAAAGCGGUAUCCUCAACGAAUCAAUUCUGGGUCAUGACCCCGACUGGUUUGACCAUGGACGUGAUCUCCUUUCUAUGAUCAACACUUUUCAAGAACAGAUCCCCCAGCCGCUGAUUGGGAUCGGCCACAGCAUGGGUGGACUGCAGUUGGCUCAUCUCUCUAUGAUGCACCCGUCCCUCUUUGACGGUCUGAUUCUCCUAGACCCAGUCAUACAACGGGAGAAUCCAGGCCGCGAGUUUGCCCAAGCAUCGACUUUCAGACGAGACGUGUGGCCAUCGCGGGAGCAGGCCUCGGAGAAAUUCAAAUCAAACCCGUUCUAUCGCGCAUGGGAUCCGCGCGUUUUCGACAAAUGGAUCCAAUACGGGCUCCGGGACCUCCCCACCCCAUUACAUGCCAUUUCCGAAAAGACAGGGCCGCACGCCGUCACACUGGCCACGACAAAGGCACAGGAGCUGUUCUUCUACGUCAGACCGUCCUAUAUCGACGAGCGAUCCGGUCUCCCUCGCGGUGAUCCCGAGAAAGAAAUGCACCCAGACGAUCGGGAAGCGUUCCCCUUUUACCGCCCUGAGCCCGCAUACAUGCUUCGUCAUCUACCGGAGCUCAAACCCGCUGUCCUCUACGUAUUCGGAGACAAAUCGCCUUUGUCUACUCCGAAAGCCCGCCAGGAGAAACUACGACUGACUGGGACCGGGGUUGGAGGCAGUGGCGGCGUGGCCAGUGGCCUUGUGCAGGAGAUUGUCCUUCCAUGUGGGCAUAUGGUGCCAAUGGAAGUUGUCCAAGAAUGUGCUGAGCCGUGCGCGAGCUUUAUUGAUGCGAGGUUGUCAGCAUGGGGCUUAAGGUCUGCACGUUUCCGUGAGGGCUGGGAACGGGUCUCACAGUCCCAGCGGGUGAGUGUUGACAGGCAGUGGGAAGAGAGGAUUGGCGCCUUGCCCAAGAAACCCAAAAUCUAA